CUCAUGUCGGAAAUGUUUACGCAUAAAUAUUUUGAUAAAAAGGCUUCCGAAUGGAAUGUUUUGGAUUUUUUAGACGAAUGUGAAGAAGAACGGUUCGAUCUGAUGACAAACCUUUACAUUAAAGGUCUCGAGAAUAUUGUUAAUUGUGAAAGAGAUUACAAGCGCGAAAGGGCACAAAUGUUGCUCGAUAAUUAUAAGAAGGCGAGUGUAGAAGCUUUUUUAUUAAAUGUAGUCAUAAAUCUAUCGCGUAGCGAAGGAGGAACCAUAAAUGGGAGCGUAAAUAACGUAAAUGGAAACAUGACUUGUGGAAAUUUCGCUGCUGGGCCUUCAAAUAAACGGGGGGAGGAAGAGGUUGAUGAUUCCAAGGAAGAAAGAGCUUCCAAAAAAACCCGCAAAGACGCCAAGGACAGACUUACUACACCACCACCAAAUCCAAUAUUUUCAGAAUCUAUUGAAAUCAAUAGUGAUUCAGAAAAUGAUUCCGAAAGUGACACCGAAUCAAUUGAUAUAGAUCAGGGUGAGGUAGAAAUUGAGAAGCUUACUCAGGACGAGAUACAUAUUCGUAACAAAUUACUUGCUAUCUUAGAUGCACAACAAAAAAAAGAUAUAAAAUCGGGAAAAAAUUUUUUAACAUCGGUAUCUCUUAAUCAUAUCAUUGAUUUAUCUAAUGAUAAAGUACAAAAAGAAGUAGAUAAAUCAUUAAAUAAAGAUCAAAUUAAAUGGAUUAAUGGUAGUAGAAGAAGCGUGCCAAAUCUGGUUCGCAAGUCUUUUGUUCCAUCUGAAACAUUUAAUUCAUAUAAUCAUGAAGAUUAUGACAUCGCUCAACAAAUUUUAACUCAUUUUUCCGUAAGACUUGAAGCACCAUUAAGAGUCGAAGUUGAAAGUCUUAAUUAUGAAAGGACAUUUUCGAUUGACACAAUAAUAUACAUUAUAAACCGUUUAUUCCGUAUGCACCAGGAUGUAGUUGAUCUUGUGUGGAUCGAGUUAACUACCCCUAAUACGAAAAAACGCAAAAUUGAUGGAUUAAUUAAGAUAAUCAAUUCGAUUCAAAAGAAUCAAACAAUAGUCUUAAUCGAGUUUUCAUAUGGUAGACGAGCACCUUUAUCAAAAAUAAUAAGCGAUGAGAAAAUAGCACGAAUUUAUUUAAUACAAACUGCUAAUGGAGAAAUUAAGAUCAAGUAUUUAGUUCGUCCCUUGCCAUCAAUAUACAUUCUUCAAUUGUUUACGUGCAUUAAAAUACCCGUUUCUUUCGAUGAAUUUGAACAAUUCGCGAAGAAAAUAACUGAUUUGAUGAAUUUGCAGGUUGAUGUGUUAUCAACGAUUCAAGCAAUGAAGGAAGCUACGACUGUAGAAAAUGCUAUUCAUAUAACAUCUAUAGAUGACACACCUGUAAAGAAAAAGAUUGCGAAAAGCGAAAAUCAACCUUUACCUUCAUCAUGUCCAG
Molecule: messenger RNA, 1444 nt
Organism: Diversispora eburnea
Lineage: Eukaryota; Fungi; Glomeromycota; Glomeromycetes; Diversisporales; Diversisporaceae
Source: the annotation of a GenBank genome assembly